AUGGAGGACAGGAGCAAGAGAUGGGAAAUGAUAUUUGCGGCCCGGAUGAGCCAGAUUGUCCCAGGCAUCUUCCUCGGAAACGUUCAAGCAUCAUUCCGACGAGAGAUGCUACGACAAAAUGGUAUCAAUGCCAUGGUUUCACUUACCGAUGCUCGAUGGGUCUGGUGGAACUCUACGACAAGGGAGGCGGGGAUUCCAGCCAGCCGGCAUAAGUGGGUUCAAUGUGCAGACCUCUCGACACAGGACCUCCUCGCUCAUAUGAACAACAUCUGCGACUUUAUUGACGAGAUGAUAUCGUCCGAUCUACCAUCAGCGCACUCUUUGAACGUCCAACGACGCCAAAGCCAUGGGUUAGAUGACCAUCCACAUGAUGCACCUGCAGGAGCGGUACUAAUCCACUGCGACCUGGGGGUGUCUCGUUCACCAACUAUUAUCAUCGCCUAUCUAAUGCGCAAGUAUGGCAUGAAGCUAGAGCAAACAAGGGCUUUUGUUCAACUGAAACAGAAAGUCAAACCAAGUGCUAACUUCAUCCGACAACUUCAAAUCUGGGAAGCGCUGGACUAUCAAGUCUGGGAAGAUGAGGGGCGAACCAUUCCCAAACCGCUAUAUCAAGCAUUUCUCAACGACAGAGCGGUUCUUCUGCAUAAAAGGGGCCUGACAGGGAAUGAGCCACUCGCACCUACCAAUCUUUAG
Messenger RNA from Aspergillus campestris IBT 28561, 693 nucleotides. RefSeq names its product dual specificity protein phosphatase family protein. Gene Ontology annotation, cellular component: cytoplasm. Gene Ontology annotation, molecular function: protein tyrosine/threonine phosphatase activity; MAP kinase tyrosine/serine/threonine phosphatase activity. The coding region runs from base 1 to 693 and encodes 230 amino acids. Gene Ontology annotation, biological process: protein dephosphorylation; negative regulation of MAPK cascade. The transcript has a single exon. The record is from RefSeq and is a predicted model, not a curated record. Lineage: Eukaryota; Fungi; Ascomycota; Eurotiomycetes; Eurotiales; Aspergillaceae.